Ramularia collo-cygni is the source of this 3204-nucleotide messenger RNA. Its product is annotated as related to ubiquitin fusion degradation protein-2. The record is from RefSeq and is a predicted model, not a curated record. Gene Ontology annotation, biological process: protein polyubiquitination. Bases 1 to 3204 code for a protein of 1067 amino acids. Gene Ontology annotation, cellular component: ubiquitin ligase complex; cytoplasm; nucleus. Gene Ontology annotation, molecular function: ubiquitin-ubiquitin ligase activity. The transcript is spliced from 3 exons. Lineage: Eukaryota; Fungi; Ascomycota; Dothideomycetes; Mycosphaerellales; Mycosphaerellaceae.
AUGGAUCCCAGCGACAAGGAAGAGGCGGACAGGAUCCGGGCCAAACGUCUGGCCAAACUCGGCGGCACCCCCUCAGCGCAACCCAGCCCUUCCACUACUGCUGCAUCACAGACAGAUGGCACCGCCGGAUCGUUACCACCACCUUCCUCCGCCGCUCCGAUUUCGCAGUCAAAUCCUCAGGCUACCACCGAGAAGAAGCCCGUCAAGAUCAAUGUCAGCAAGCCACGACCCAGCUCUCCAUCAAAGAGAGAUCGCGAUGGCUCCGAGAAGCCACGAGACAAUGGUACUACUCGUCCGCGCGCGAACAAGCCGGAGCGGGCGGCGGAGAGUGUGGAGGUCUGGCAGGAUAGAAUCCUGAAGCAAGCCAUGCGGGUGACUCUUAGCCCGGAGGAGGUCGUCGACUCGAAUGGUAAUAAGCUCGCAUUCUUGGCUAGCACGAGGCAGGACUUGGAGGAUCAGAAUGCGCCCAUCCUCCUCAACGUGGAGGUGUUGGAGAGUGCCAUUACAGAGGCUGCAGCACAGGCGGAAGACAAGAACAUCUUCAAAUACCUCCUCACAUGCUUCAAGAGAGUAUCACGGACCAUUCGAUCGACAAGAUACACCGACGAAAACGAUCCAAGGCACGACAUCUUAAAGGAAGCUCGGAGACUUUGCAUGAGCUACUGUGUAUUCGCCAUCACCAUGCCGGAGAUGUUCGGGGAGGAUGUCGCAACCUCGAAUGGUCUUGCCGAUCAUUUACUUGCCGAGCCGGAGUCGGAUUAUGGAAUCUGUGCGGACUUUUUAACCCAGGCAAGCAUUCUCAUCGAAGAGGACGACAGUAUCAAGGAUGCCUUGACAGGAGCCGUGGAACAGCUCAGCACACAGCUGGCGGAUAUUGACAUGUUGCAAGGCUAUGAGCCAUACGUGCGCGCGCUGCGAAACAUCUUCCAAUACCCCAAGCUCAUCGAUGCCAUUUCACAAUCCUCAAUGUGGGCACCCUCCGAUGUACAAGCGCAGGACAUUGAGAAGAAGACUAUCCUCGGACCAUUCUUCCGCAUCUCUCCCAUGCAACAAGAACCAGCAAACAGCUACUUUCCUGCUCCGAAAUCACAAAGCCGAGGGGACAUUGCGAGCGCCCAGAAUGCCGUGCGAAUGAGUUUGCGAAACCAUCAGGACAACUUGUUCGUGCUCACCAAUGCGGUUGUAAAGAGCGGCCCUGCCCCACGUGAGCGCAUCCUCGACUGGUUUGCAAUGUGCGUCAACAAGAAUCACAAGAAGCGUGCGAUGCGCGUAGACCCCAGAACCGUCUCGAGUGACGGUUUCAUGGUGAACGUCACCAACGCUCUUGACCGCUUGAGUGAACCAUUCAUGGACGCAACCUUCUCCAAGAUUGAGAAGAUUGAUGUCGACUAUCUUCGCCGUAACCCUCGUGUGGACAUUUCCGAGGAGACGAAGAUGAAUGUGGACCAGAAGUCGUCGGACGAGUUCUACUCCAACAAUGCAGAUGGCAAGAACAACUUCAUCUCGGAGGUGUUCUUCUUGACAGUCGCGGCUCAUCACUAUGGUACCGAAGCCGCGCAAAGCCGAGCCGAUCUCAUGAAGAAGAGCGUCAAGAGGUCUGAGGAAGAUGUUAAGAGUUUCGAGGCGGAGCGACACAAGUACAUCAAUGAUCCGCGUUACCUGCAGCGCUACGAAGAGCAUUUGGAGAAGAUGAAGAAGAUGAUUGACAACACAUGGAGUACAAUUCACGCGACGAAUGGCGUUCUUCAAGACGAGCAAACACAAAGUCGCUCCAUGCAAUUCAUGCGAUAUGUGAUUGUAUGGUUACUUCGCCUGGCAUCCGGACAGAAUCUGCCCAAGAACAGCAUCCAGCUUCCCUUACCGGAGGAGCAACCUCUUGUUUUCAAAUGCUUGCCGGAGUACUUUCUCGAGGACGUUGUUGAUAAUUUCAAGUACAUUUUCAACAACGUCCCAAUGAUUGUCACACCACAGCAGAGCUCUGAGGUGGUGGAAGUGUGUGUGACGUUUUUACAAAGCAGCGACUAUGUCAAGAACCCCAGCAUCAAGUCUGGUUUGGUAACCAUUCUCUACUACGGCAUCAUGCCAUAUACUUCAAACCGGAAGUUGGGAGUUCUUGGCGAUGCCCUCAUCGGAUCAUCCUUUGCCAACAAACACCUUCUCCACGCGCUCAUGCGGUACUACAUCGAGGCCGAGAAUACCGGCACGCACACUCAGUUCUUCGACAAGUUCAACAUUCGUUAUGAGAUUUUCCAAGUCAUUAAGCGGAUUUGGGUCAACACUGUCUACCGUGAGAACUUGGCCAAGGAAGCCAAGGUCAACACCGAGUUCUUCGUGCAAUUUGUCAACAUGAUCACCAACGAUGCCACUUUCGUCCUGGACGAGAGCCUUACGAGUCUACAGAAGAUCCACGAAUUGAGCAAGGAGUUGAAUGAUUCUGCACAUAUGCAGGGGCUUUCCGAAGACCAGCGGAAGGAGAAGCAAGAGCUGUUGGAUGAUAGCAAGAGCAAAGCGAAGAGCUACAUGGGUCUCACACGGGAGACCAUGGAGACUUUGAUUCUCUUCACCGAAGCUUUGGCGUCGUCCUUUGCGAUGAAAGAGAUUGUCACCCGACUUGCUGACAUGUUGGAUAUGAAUCUCGCCCUUAUGGUCGGCCCGAAGAGUAGCAACUUGAAAGUCGACGAACCGGACAAGUACGACUUCCACCCCAAAGCACUCCUGUCGGAUAUUGUCAAAGUCUACACCAACCUCUCGAAACAGCAAAACUUCAUCACCGCCAUUGCUCGAGAUGAGCGGUCUUACAUUCCCAGCAACUUCGACCGCGCAAUGAACAUUAUGAAGGAUAAGGCGUUGAAGUCCCCAGAUGAGCUGAAGUUGUGGGAGCAACUCUGCAAGGACGUCGCCGAAGCCAAGGCGCAGGAUGAGCAGGAAGAAGAAGACCUCGGCGAGAUUCCUGACGAAUUCUUGGAUCCUCUGAUGGCAACCCUCAUGACCGAUCCGGUUAUUCUUCCUAUGAGCAAGAAUACGAUUGAUCGAGCGACCAUCCAGAGUCAUCUCUUGAGCACUCCGAUGGAUCCUUUCAAUCGGUCGCCGCUGAAGAUUGGCGAUGUCAUUCCGGAUGUGGAGUUGAAGGCCAAGAUUGAUGCGUGGAAGGCGGAGAAGAAGGCGGAGAGGCAGAGAGAGAGGAUGGAUGUUAGCGAGGGUUGA